GGCGCUGACGUUGGCGCGGUGCCACCUUUCCACCUAACUCUUUCUCUCUCUCUCCUCAUCCAUACAUCUGAUCUUCUUUCUUCUUCUUUUCGCCAGCACACACUUGAAGGCGUCACUGGCUCUCCAUUCUUUAGGCAAGAAGAACAGUACGUAUACGUCUGAAUCCUAUCGUUUUCUUUUAAUAUACAUAAUAUCCGUUUACGUGGCGGAGAGCACCUGCGGGCAAACACGUUCCUUCGGCUACUGCUGUUCUAUACUCUCUCACACACACACCGUUGUGCACCGGCGUUUUACUUGUUUGCUUCGUCUACUCCGGCGUCGCGUUAUUCUCUCUUCUCUCUUUUUCUUUUCCUUGUUUGUGGUUGCUGCUGUGCGCUUCUAGAUACACGGCACCCGACUUUUUAACAAGGGCGUCUAAGGGGAGGGGUGUUCUCUUCCUCCAUAUAUUUUCUCUUUUAGUGAUUCGCAGCCGAAUCCCUUUUCCGCUUCUUCUUCUUCUUCGCUUUCUCUCUCACACCCUCUCCUGCGCUCUUCGUACACCCUCUUUCCGUUUCCGCUUACGUGCGCUAUCUCUCCUUCUCUCUUCGCCCGGUAUCGCUCUUUCUUCCAACGGUUGUCUCUGUUCUCGGCUGCCUUCGGCUUUUCAUUCCCCCCUUCUCCUUUAUAUAUAUAUAUAUCCAUUUCUUUCGACUUGUUCAUUCCCCUUAACAGCAUUAACAACCUCUGCUUCCUUCUUCCUCUGCCUUCUUCUUCUUGGGCGUUUUACGCGAGACAGUCAUCUCUCCCUUGCCUCAUUUUUUUGUCUCUGAUCCCGCCUUCAAAUAUAUAUAUAUUUAUUGCUUCCGAGGCGAUUCACGAGUGUUCUCGCUCGCACUGGACACUUCGGUGCGCCGCCGGGUUUUGCGUACCUGGGAGAUCCAACCCGACGGGGAUCAUCGAGGAGAACAGACGGCCCUGUUGCCUCGUGCCAGCCGUCUUCACGCGCGAGAGCAGAUACUUGCCUCUCCAUUUGCUUUUUCCCCCACACGAUGCCCACCCCCGUACCUUCGGCGGAGUCCGCCGCGUCGACUCCGCCAAGGUCGUCUUCUGCGUUUUCUUCCUUCUCCUCCAUGUCAUGCCACGGCCUCCACGGCAGCGUUGCCAAUCCCGCCGAGGCAGGCACGACGCUCCCGAGCAGGUCCGCGUAUCCCUUCACGCAACCCCGCACCCCUCUCCCGCCGCGUGAGGCGUCUGAAGAGACGGACACUGCUCGUCACACGAACAUCGCCUCCCCUACCAGCCCUGCCACGCCCACGAGGCCGCUGCAGUGGGUGACCGCCACACCGCCGCUGCACCCCGCACCGUCGUCUGCGCCGCCGCCGUCGCCGGCCGCACCGUCCGACACGCCCCUCCUUUUCUUCUCCCCCGUCUCGGUGGACGAGCGGCCGUCACAGGGGCGUCAUCGCCGCCACCCGUCGUGGGCGGAGGGCGCGACGUCCGCAACGGGUGGUGCGGCACGCGGGGACGCGCUGGGCACGGCCUCGCCGUCGUCCCCGCCAAGACGGGCGUCGGUCACGAGGCGUGACAACGCGCCUGCACGCGCCCGCACUCCACGCGGGCGGCUGCCGCGGCAGCCGGAGGAGGAGGAGGAACUCACGCAGCUGGCGCGUUCGCUGCGGUCGGAGAUUGUGGGGGAGCCGUUUUUGCUCACCACCGCCUUCAGCCCCGUCUCGCGUGGACCGGGCAGCGGCAGCCGCGCCUCCUCCGCGCUGUCGAGCACGUCAGCGGCUGGAAGUGCCGGCGACGGCGCGGGCGGUGGUGCCGGGAGGCGGCCGAGUGUACCGCGACAGGGAGCGGAGGGCACGCACUCUGGCCUAGCGACUUCUGCUGCCAGCGGUGUUCCCCCUACUCUGCUCACCCCUUCAUCCAGCCCGUGGGGCUCGCCCCUUCAAGCGACGAAGGAAUCUUCAAUGUCCGCAUCUGGGCGCUGGCUCACGGGGCCGCCACUGCCGCUUUCACCGGGUAGCCGCGGCGCAGGUGCAGGAGGGCGAGAGGAGAGGAGUCAGGGUCGCGCUCAGGUCGCGGACGGACACGCCGGCAGCGGUACCGAGUCAUCGACGGAGGCGGCGCAGCGACCACCACACACAGCGGAAGAAGAAGGCCCACCACAAACCUCCCCGACGCCGCACAGCAGCGGUGUCGACGGCAACAACGACGCUGUCCGCGACGGGUACGUGGACGGCCUGCACAGCGAGGCGGAGCUGCGACAGCGUUUGUUGACGGAGGAUUUCUUUUCCAGUCCGUUCCGCAAACUUCGCCGCGACGGAAUAGUGCCGUGGAAGCUGAUCACCAGCGUCGUGCUCUGCGUGCUGUUGCUGCUGCAGGUGAUGUGGUAUCAACUCCCGCUGGCCCGCGCCAAUGCGUCCAUGUGUCGCGCGAUAACGGAGCAAUUUAUGGGCGAAGACUUCGAAAGCAAAGGCCACGGCGACAUCGUCGCGGCGCCGACGGCGUGGAUGGAGGGCCUCUACGCCUCGGUGGAGCACUACGUGGAGGUGUACUACAACCUGUCCAACACGUCCUCGAGCGACAUGAACUACUACGCCGCGCCGCCGGUAUACGAUAACGGCAGCACGGCUGUCGUCAUUCCUCCCUUGUGGCCGGAGGCGAGGAAUCGCUCCACCGCGGUGCGAGAGAGCGCGGUGGCGACGACGGCGACGACCGCCCCGCCGUCGCAACUUCCCAGAUCUUUUUCCUCGAUCGCACCGGUGCGGAUGCGGGUGAGCGUGGACGCCUUCUCGCGGCGCGAAGGUGUCCGGCACGUCGACGCGUCGUCUACGAGUCCCCUCGCGGCGCUGCUCCAGGCCCGCCAACUGCCGUGGAGCAGCGCCGCCCCGCUCUCCGCCGCCGGCCGGUCCGGCGAGGACGAGGUGGAAAGCAGCGAGACGCGUUGGCUGACCUUCUUCGUUGACGCGGCACACCCGUUGGGACCGUUUGCGAAGUACCGCGACGCGGCCCGUCGACUCCGCAAGGCGGGCAAGCGGCAGCAGCAGCGGGAGCGGCAGCGGCGACGGCGUCAGGCGCAGGCUGGAGACGGCCUCGACAACGGCGCAAGUCCUGUGAAGCGCACUGGGGAGCUCGGUCCGAAUAGCACCGAGGACGUGUUGCCGUCGGCUGGUGAGGUGGAUGCAGCGCUGGCGAUGGUGUGCCGGCCGCGUCUGGAUGGGCUGUCGGGUCGCUACUAUCGACCCUGCGCGUCCGUACCAUCGACGUUCUCCACCGCAGCGCCACGGACGGCCGAGGAGGACGCGUCACCACCGCCGCCGUCGUCAUCGCCGUCCAGUUUCUUCACUGAGUUUUCGCUGAUGGACAACGUGCGCGCCAUCCACCUCGCAGUGACGCUACGCCACGAAACCGGUGACGGCAGUCACACGGACCUCCCUCAGCCCACUGGCGCGCCCGCUGAGGCGAGUGGCGGGGCGGAAUCGUCGCGCGGUCUGCCGCGUCUCCAGGGCGUGACGGGUCGCGCGGCGACGGCGGAGUCGGCGGUCUUUCAGUGGCAGGUAGAGAAGGCUAUCCAGGUGCGCCCGGGGGGUCUAGUAGAGACGCGGCUGCACGUGCAAACGCGCAUUUGGCCCAAGGGCAGCUCCGUCCGUCAGCGGUGGGCGCCGUCGCACGGGAUGGCAGCGCUGCUGGGCGUACUGGCGGUGUUUGAACUCAUCCUGCGCGGGCGGGCGCUGUGGCGCAUCAAGCGGUACAAGGACGGCCUGCGCAAGGAACGUCUCGCCUUUCACUCACGGCAGAUGUGGCUGCAGCGGGAUGGCCUGCCACGCCGACAUGGAGCUGCUGGAGGUGGUGAAGCAGCGACGGCGCGAGACGGCCAAGCGACGUGUGCGGGGCGACGCGUGACGGCGACGGCGCCGAUCCCGUACGAGUGGGGGUUCCCCGGCACUCCUGCUGUGCCGUGUCUGCCCGCCGGGGCGGAGGCAGCGGCGGCAACGUCGUCCCUUUCGCUGCCAGAGCCCGCGAGGACGAAGUACGGCACCAUCGCCCUCACCUCCGCGGUGGAAGAGGCAUCGGGCUCUCCGCACAGUGCCCGGGGUGCGGGUAACGGAGAAGGCGGGAGUGAUGGGGCGCGUGGGACAGCACAACCACCGCUCUUCGCCGCAGACGCGGCAGGGGCGCUGUCCGCGUACUCUGAAUCGACCCCGUUGCUGAUGCGGGACACCUCGCUGGGCAUCAUCGCCGCAUCGCACUUCGCUGCCACUGUCAGUGCUGGUGACGCGGCACGUUCCGUGAGAGACGCAGCGGAGGAAGGGGAGGCAGAGGUGCGCGUAUCUCCUGCCCUUGACACUGCUGCUGCUGCUGUCAUGCACACCCCAACCGCUACGUGGCUGGACAGCCAACUCCGGCGCGCCCUUCCUCGAUCCGUUUCACGCGUGCAGCCGGCCCGCCAGCACGUCGCGACGCCCAUCGCCGCGAAAACUUCGAAGAACUCGCUCGGUGAGUGGAUGCGCUCCCCGCGCGUUGGCUCGCCGACCACGGCGGGUGUCGCACGGGGGUCCGUCCGCACCCCCCUUCUCGGGCUGUCGCCGCUCACGCCGCAGUUGUCGGAGCAGAUUAUGGAGCGCAGCUACGUUGACCUGCGCACCACCUGGCGCCACCACCUGCAACAGACGAUGGGGACGGGUUGGCACUGGAUCGGCGUCAUCGCGGCGGUCCUCACGCUGAGCUACAGCGCGCUGCUGCUUCUCCCACUGCUGCCCCACGCGGAGGUGGCGCAGGAUGGGCGGUACGACGCGCUGACCAGCGUCUUGCUCGGGACCGCCGCGCUGACAUCGUGCAUGUUGCUGCUGAGCUACCUGCGCUUCUUCCCCACCUUGUACUUCCCCAUCCUCGCCUCCACCUACGUGCUGCCGAAGCUGUUCCUCUUUGCGCUGUGCGUGUCGCCGCUCUUUUUCGGCUUCGCCGUCUUCUUCAAGGUCGCCUUCGGGCCAUACUCAGCCGGUCACUUCGACUCCUUGGGCUGGGCCAGUAUGGGGCUCUACCUGAUGACGUACGGCGACUCCCUCCUCGACACCGUCGAUGUGAUUGCCGACACGCCGUACGCGGUGACGGCCUUCUUCGCGAGUGUGAUGGUGGUCACCUUCGUCCUACUCUUCAUGAUGAUCAUGCUGAACAUCGCCAUGUCCAUCACGCAGCACGAGUGGCUGCAGCUGCGCCGACGCUUCGGCGCGGCGUUGAGCAGCUCCAACCUUCUCUUUUUCGUUCGCAGCCGGGAGCAGGUGAAGACGGAGGCGGUGGAGGCGGUGCGCACCAACUUGGAGGUGCUGUGGUUUAUGCUGGCGGAGGAAGAGGAGGAAGAGGGCGAAGAGAGGGCACACAAUGCACGAGAGCAGCCGCCGUACGCCGUGAGCGCCAGCGGAGCAGAGAGCGAGUCAAGCGCGGGGUUGGCGUCGUCGUCAUCGCCAGACGAACGCGGGAAGAAGGAGCAGGACGGCAAGCCUGAUAGACGGCGAGGUGCUCACGAUCCCCGGCGGCACCGCGGCGACACGGGAGAUACGCCGAAGGACAGCGUUGACGACGACAACACUGAGGGGAAUUCAACGAGAGGGAGUGCGGUAGGUCGGGGCGUACCGGGAGACAAGUCAUCUUACGAUGUCUCGGCGGCGACGACAGUGCCGCCAGACUGA
Leptomonas pyrrhocoris is the source of this 5669-nucleotide messenger RNA. RefSeq lists its product as hypothetical. Gene Ontology annotation, molecular function: NAADP-sensitive calcium-release channel activity. The coding region runs from base 1029 to 5669 and encodes 1546 amino acids. Gene Ontology annotation, cellular component: membrane. The record is from RefSeq and is a predicted model, not a curated record. NCBI's taxonomy places the organism in Eukaryota, Euglenozoa, Kinetoplastea, Trypanosomatida, Trypanosomatidae. The transcript has a single exon.